CUUUCGACCAAUAUUGCAAGUUAAUGUGUGCAUAAAUCUGUUGUCAGACACAGUUCUGAUAUAAAAACGGAAAUUCGAGAUCAUAAAGUGCGUCUGCAAGUCUUCACCCCUAAAACCGUUUCCGACCCCACCUACUAUUCGCCUCCGGCAAGUUCAGACUGGUGGGACAAACUUUUGUUUGUUGCCAUUGUUGCUCGUAUCACGUCCUGACAUCCUUCGGAGUGUUUCUGCGCGUGUUCGGGGCACUACAAAUUGUUUAUUUUGCAUGUUAGUUUGAUUUCUGCAGUGUUUUGUGGAGUUGACUUCACAUCAUGAGUGAAACUGAAGACAAUGACAUUCUUGAGGACUCUGAUACAGAUGGAGGAGACGUUGAGAUGGCUGAUAUGAUCGACUCUAAGACGGUGCAAACAUGCAGAACUAUGCCAAAAGGUUCAGAUGUGCCAAUAGUGGAUUUCAAUGGGAACCAGGACUUUCUGUUUUUCAAUGAUGGAAAGCGAAGGAUCGACUUUGUUUUGGUGUAUGAAUAUGAAGAGUCUAAAAAUGGAUCCAACAAAAAAGCCUCAGUUAUAAGAAGAAAAAAAAGGCGAAGAGAGUUUUUCGAAGGAAGCCUGAUGAAUAAGGGAUUGCAUCUGGAAAUGACACAAUCCGUAGUGGAUGAGAAGCUUUUCUUUGUGAAAUUGCACAUGCCGUUCGAUGUUCUGUGUGCAAAUGCUGAAGUCCUGCAUAUUAAACUGCCCAUCAAAUGCAAUGACCUCCGUACACAAUCCUCCAAGCACAACUGCUGCACUAAACCAUUCUACCCUAAUGAGGACGUGAUUGGCAAAGAGCCGGACUACUUCACGGCGCCCUUCAGGAAAGAUCUGCUCAACCGUUUUCAGCUAAAGGAAAGAGAGGGCAGGGAGUUAUUUACACCGACCAUGAGGAGCAGAAUGGUGUAUUAUAUCCUCAGCCGAGCAGAGUAUGAUAUAAAAGGAGAAAAUAAGAAGUUUGGGAUCACAAAGCUGCUUGCUGGAGGCAUCUAUAAGGCUGCGUAUCCAUUACAUGACUGCAGGUUUAAUGUGAAGUCUAAAGAGGAGGACUGUCCCAAUGAGCGUUAUCUGCUGUACAGUGAGUGGGCGCAUCCUAAAAACUUCUACAAGAUGCAGCCGCUGGACCUGAUCAGGAAGUAUUUCGGUGAGAAAAUCGGCAUUUAUUUCGCCUGGUUGGGUUUCUACACGUUCAUGUUGAGCCUCGCUGCUGCGUUCGGACUCGGCUGUUUCAUAUACGGGUACAGAAGCAGAGAGAGCAGCACAUGGAGCAAAGAGGUGUGUGACCCUGAUAUUGGUGGACAGAUUGUCAUGUGCCCGCAGUGUGAUAAUAACUGUCCGUAUUGGCGACUCAACACCACGUGCGAGUCCUCGAAAAGGCUGUGUGUGUUUGAUAACUUUGGGACUUUAGUGUUUGCUGUCUUCAUGUCUGUUUGGGUGACUCUGUUCUUGGAGUUCUGGAAACGUUACCAGGCCAAACUGGAGUACAAGUGGGACACAGUGGAGUUUCAGCAGCAGGAGGAGCAGCCCAGGCCUGAAUAUGAGGCUAGAUGCACCUAUGAACGAUUUAGUCCUAUCACACAGUCCAAUGAGAAGGUGCCGUAUACAGCCUGUGGAAAGUGCAUGAGAGUGUCGUGUGGCAUUGGCACUGUGCUUUUCUGGAUUCUGUUGAUCGUAGCGUCAGUGGUCGGGGUGAUUGUGUAUCGUUUGGCGAUGUUUAUGGUGUUCUCGAUGCAGCUGCGCUCUGACCUCAAUAGAAAAGAGCUGGAGCCGUUCAGAGAGUACAUCACGCCUCAGAUGGCCACAUCCAUCACCGCCUCCAUCAUCAACGUCAUCAUCAUCAUGAUCCUCAAUAUUGUCUACGAGAAAGUGGCCGUCUGGAUCACAGACUUCGAGCUGCCACGGACAAAAACAGAGUAUGAGAACAGCCUGACGCUCAAGAUGUUCCUCUUUCAGUUCGUCAAUUUUUACUCGUCUUGUUUCUACAUCGCCUUCUUCAAAGGGAAGAUUGUUGGUUAUCCAGGAGAACCCGUCUACUGGUUAGGAAAGUUUCGCAAUGAGGAGUGUGAUCCUGGUGGCUGUCUGACUGAACUGACCACUCAGCUGUCAAUCAUUAUGACUGGAAAGGCCGUCUGGAACAACAUACAGGAAGUCCUGCUGCCGUGGCUGAAGAAUCUGAUGUUUCGUCAUUGCACCCAGGUGGGAUCAGAAAAAGCGAUUCCUCGCUGGGAACAAGACUAUCAGCUCCAGCCGAUGGGAACACUCGGCCUGUUUUAUGAAUAUCUGGAGAUGGUGAUCCAGUUUGGCUUUGUGACUCUGUUUGUGGCGUCUUUCCCGCUGGCUCCUCUUCUGGCGCUGGUCAAUAACCUGUUUGAGAUCCGUGUGGACGCCUGGAAGUUCACCACUCAGUUUCGUAGGAUUGUCCCAGAGAAAGCUCAGGACAUCGGAGCCUGGCAGCCCAUCCUGCAGGGGGUGACCAUUCUGGCGGUGGUCACUAAUACUGCUAUCAUCGCCUUCACUUCUGACAUGAUCCCUCGUCUGGUUUAUUAUUGGGCUUUUUCUGUCAGUCCUUACGUAGAGAACUCAAACCACACUAUGGCCGGCUUCAUCGACAGCUCUCUGUCUGUUUUCAACAUUAGUCACUUUGACGAUAAAACCAGACCUCGAGACGACAUCAAACCGAUCUGGUUUAACAACAUCACCACGUGCCGGUAUCGAGAUUACAGGAAUCCCCCUGAUCAUCAGAACCCAUAUCAGUUCAAUGUUUAUUACUGGCAUGUCAUCGCCGCCAAACUGGCUUUCAUGAUCGUGGUGGAGCACAUUGUGUAUUUCACCAAGUUCAUGCUGUCCUACUUGAUCCCGGAUGUUCCCGAAGCUCUGAACGAGCAGAUCAAACGUGAGCGAUUCCUGACGCGGGACAUCCUAAACAACAGCCAGUUGACAGACCUGAUAAAACCCAUCCGAGAGAAACUGCAGACGGACGUGGCAGACUUCACUGAGCUGGAGGAGCUGUUAUAACGACACAGUGAUGUAACGCACAACUCAAUCCCAACACUGCAUACACCGUGGGAAAUGUCUCUCAAUGCACAGCUGCCUUAUUCAGUGAUUCACAAGUGUUUUCUGUUUGUUUAUUUAAGUUGUGAAUUGCAUUAUGGGAUGUUGAUCUCUGCUCUGUCCACUUUUGAUGUCGAAAAUUCAACUCUGCAGUUUAACAAAGUGACUUUUAGUGACAUUUUAUUAGUUUAAAAUAAUAUAUAGAGAUAAAUAAGGCUGUAAAAUAAGAUAAAGUGGUGCAAGGUGUUACAUAGCGUAAUACACAACACAAACCCAGACAAUAUAUCACUGCAAACUAUUAAAAAUGCAGUUUUUACAGGUUUUAAGGUUAACAUUUUUUGGAAGAAUGAUCAAGAUCCCAUAAUGCAAGUCAAAUAACAAAAUAUGACCGUGACGGUGACUCAGUGGUUAGCACUGUGGCCUCCCAGCAAGAAGGUCACA
Molecule: messenger RNA, 3521 nt
Organism: Danio rerio (zebrafish)
Lineage: Eukaryota; Metazoa; Chordata; Actinopteri; Cypriniformes; Danionidae
Source: RefSeq, a predicted model, not a curated record